AUGUCCCUCUUCGGACAAUCGAAACGACCCUCCUCGUCCUCGAAAUCAAACGGACGGAGGAUAGGUCUCCCUCUCUCCUCGAUCGACACGCACGACCACCACAAUUUCCACAACAGCAACAACAACUCGGGUAACAAGUCGUUCAUGUCACACAGUCGGAGAGGGAGUUUGACUUCGCCCAUGGCGACGGCGAGUACGAGUUCGGGGUGGUUCACCGUGCUCUAUAUACCUAUACCGGCGGUCUCGAUAUUUGGAUUCGGAAAUGGGAGGCUAGGAAUCCCAAACUCUCAUUCGAACGACGGCUACCUCCCCUCUUCAUCUUCCUCGUCGACGGCGUACUACCCUUCCUCGGCCUCCUCGGCUUACCCUCAACAACCAAAACGACACCUCAAAGUCUACCUCCCGAUCCCUCACGCGGUACUUUCGCGGAUACCGUUCCUCUCCCGCCCCACUCCAUUACGCCUGAUCGCCCUCUUAGCUAUGAUCAUCACGUUGGUGCUACUAGUGACGGGGCUGAAGCGGGGAAAGCUCAAUUCCGGGGGAGGUGGAGGGUGGACAGAGGUCUUUGGAGGGGAUGGCGAGAGGGAAGGAGGGGUAUUGACGAAAGAAGAGGUAGCGAGGAUCUGGGAGUGGGAGGUUGUUAGUGGACAUCAUCCUAGUUUGGCCGACGCACCAUCAAAUAUACCCUUACCGGCCAACCUUGGAAACCCAGCUACUCCCCCGCACGAACACCCUCAUCCUAUCAUCCCAGACCUCACCAACUCGAACUCGGAACCGGCUCAUCCCAAGAUCCUAGGGAGGGGGUUAGAACGAGAUUACCUAUCCAUCAGCGAACCCUUACCGCCUUGGCAGACCCAGGAGGAGGAAGAGGACUCGGAACGAGGUGGAGGUGGGAUAGAAGUCGGUGCUGGGCGGGAGAGUGAGGAGGAGAGGGAGAGGAGGAGAAAGAGGGACAUGUUGGUCGCCAUGGGGUUCCCGCCAAGACCUGUACCGGGGAGCGUGAUCGAUCUGGACAAGAUUUUGGAGCGGUGUGAUUUUCAGACUGGCAAGCACGUGCGGGACUGUUUGGAGUACCUGCGGAUAGGUGGGAACCUCGAUCAUGGACGACGACUCCGACGGACCAAUUUGACGGACUAUGAGCAUAUUUAUCACGAGGACCGGUCGACGAGGCCGCCCGCACGGUACCUCGACACGGAUCAACUGGCUAGAAUCAUGUUGCCGUCAGAGACGCUCGACGAUGAAGGUCAACCGGUAAACAGGGUCGACAAGGGUCUGUCCAGGGAUCCUCUGAAACUGCCCACUCCGCUGGAUUCGAGCCGAGGGUUGUAUGAUCCGAAAGCUCCUUGCGACCCGGACCAUCCGAGGAUCUUUCACAUGUUCUGGGCAGGGCCGUUUACGGACAAACCGUACAUGGCUGUCAUCUCGUUCCUCUUUACUCAGAACCUCGGACUGGACCAGGUCCCAGGGCGGAAACACGCCGAGACGAACGCUUGUCGACCGCAGUUCUGGGUCUGGAUCAACCCGGGUCCGGCAGCUGCCGUGCCAAAUCCUUCGGCCAAGAGGGAGAUGUACGAGUCGCUCGCCGUCAACCCUUGGAGCGCACCGUUCUUGCAUGCGAGGUUUCAGGACGUCGUCAAGUUCAAGAUGUGGAAUACGACCGAGAUGAUGGAUGGCAUAGACGAGCUGAGGGAUCAUUGGAGACAGAUGCCGAUCUUCAAUUCCGGGGGAAAUACUUAUGGAGUGCCCGAGGCCGUCUCGACGGCCGCUCCCGAGCCGACGGGAGGCGAUCAGGACGGGAUGGUCGUACUCGACGGCGAGAAGCAGGGGGACAUCGCCGCUAUCCCGAGCCCGGCACCGAUCGUCAAGAAGAAAGCCGGCGGUCUUUUCGAAAAGGUCGGGUCGACUUCUCAGAACGACUACGAUCGACUGUCGGUCAUCCUGUCCGACAUUGCCCGCUUCAUCCUCACCCAUCGAUACGGCGGGAUCUACCUCGACGCGGACACGGUCUUUCUCAGGGACUGGGAAGAGUUGUGGAACUGGAAGGGACAGUUCGCUUAUCGCUGGUCUUUUCACGACAAGUACAAUACCGCCGUGCUCAAGCUGCACAAGGGUUCGGCGCUGGGCAAGUUCUUGUUCAAGGCCGCGCUGGAGAACGGGUUGGACUUCCAUCCGAUGACCAUCUCGACCUAUUUGAAAGAGGCCGGGUUGGAGAAGCUCUUGUUCAGGAUCCCGGACGCCUUGUUCGACGCCGCUUGGAUCAACUUUGAAGGGUAUCAGAGGGACCGGCCGCCUUUUCCCUACUUUCCAGAUUUCAGCGAAUUCUUCUCGAACAACAAGUUUUCGGCCGGAGCGCCGCAUCCUACGGGCUAUGAUGGGUUCUUUAGGGGUUCGUUUUCGUAUCACUUUCACAACUUUUGGUGGCUACCCUUUGACCCAUCACGGAACUGGCCCGACCUGGGCAAACGCUUCCUCAAGGGCGAAAAGACCCUCCGACAAGCGGCCCGGGCGGCCAAGGUCAUGGGCGAUGAGGAGACGCCACGGGACGUCGAUGUACGAAUCAACGUGGACGAUCGGGACGGGAUGGACGAGGUCGGCGAGGACGAAGCGGAUCUGAGUUGGAGUACGGUGUUGAAGAGGACGUUCGAGGCGUAUAUACGGGCCGAGAGACCGAACAUGUAUGGGGAAUGGUUGCGGUGGUGACGAAAGUCGAGUUUUGGCAGGGGAGUUGGCAUGAUUCAUGAUGACUACUAUAUAGAAUUGGGUUCUUGAUGGGGUGGGUGGGUGAGUGGUUUUGUUUACGAUGUGGUGGGUCGGGCUUCGUUGCCGACUUGUCAAUCGAUCGUCGAAUCGGUCUGUAUAAUCUGCAUCUCUAUAUGCUACU
Filobasidium floriforme is the source of this 2881-nucleotide messenger RNA. RefSeq lists its product as uncharacterized. Gene Ontology annotation, biological process: maturation of SSU-rRNA from tricistronic rRNA transcript (SSU-rRNA, 5.8S rRNA, LSU-rRNA). The record is from RefSeq and is a predicted model, not a curated record. Gene Ontology annotation, cellular component: nucleolus; small-subunit processome. The coding region runs from base 1 to 2700 and encodes 899 amino acids. NCBI's taxonomy places the organism in Eukaryota, Fungi, Basidiomycota, Tremellomycetes, Filobasidiales, Filobasidiaceae. The transcript is spliced from 6 exons.